Molecule: messenger RNA, 1043 nt
Organism: Erigeron canadensis
Lineage: Eukaryota; Viridiplantae; Streptophyta; Magnoliopsida; Asterales; Asteraceae
Product: 50S ribosomal protein L3, chloroplastic
Exons: 2
Coding region: 59-937 (292 amino acids)
Biological process (GO): translation
Cellular component (GO): ribosome; chloroplast envelope
Molecular function (GO): structural constituent of ribosome
Source: RefSeq, a predicted model, not a curated record
UCUCCCUUUUCAACCCCUUCACUCUCCAUCCCAAACCCGAACUCAAAAAAAAAAAAACAUGUCCCUCACCGGUCGGAUAUCCACCAUAACCCCACAAUCCCACCACCAUCCAUCCACCAUCUCCGCCACCACAUUCCUCCCUCUCCGCCGCACCAACACCGUCUCUUUCAGCCCCUCGACCACUUUCCUCAACCCAAUCCUCAAACCCCACAAAAUUCCAACAAUCAUAACACGAAACAACUCACCGCGUAAAUCGACACCCAUCAAAAUGAGCAUGGAAGCAGGAAUAGGACUAAUGGGGACCAAAUUAGGAAUGAUGACAUAUUUUGAACCAACUGGGAAAGUAGUCCCAGUUACUGUAAUUGGGUUUAAAGAAGGAAAUGUAGUAACUCAAGUUAAAACCGACGAAACGGACGGGUAUAAUGCAGUUCAAGUUGGGUAUAGGAGAGUUAGAGAUAAGAAAUUGACAAAACCUGAAAUGGGUCAUCUUGAAAAAGCAGGUGUGAUUCCAUUAAGGCAUUUGCAGGAGUUUAGAUUGCAAAAUGUUGAUGGUUUUGAAGCUAAUCAGAAGUUGGUUUUGGAAGAGUUGUUUAAAGAAGGUGAUUUGGUUGAUGUUAGUGGUACUACUAUUGGAAAAGGGUUUCAAGGUGGUAUUAAGAGGCAUAACUUCAGAAGAGGUCCGAUGUCCCACGGGUCAAAGAGUCAUCGAGCUCUUGGUUCAAUUGGAGCUGGAACCACACCUGGGCGUGUCUACCCAGGGAAGAAAAUGCCUGGUCGAAUGGGAGGUACAAAAACGAAGAUCCGAAAGCUCAAGAUUGUCAAGAUUGACAGUGAUUUGAGAAUUGUGAUGAUCAAUGGGGCUGUUCCUGGUAAGCCUGGAAACCUCAUAAGAAUAACUCCUGCUAAAAUCGUCGGCAAGAAUAUCCCAAAGAAUUAGUCUGGUUAAAUGUUCUCUACGAUUACUUUUGUUGUUCAGUAUGCUUUCUGCAAACUUGUACGAGAUAAUUAUUAUGAAAUUUUGCAAUGUGAAUGAUUUCAGACAA